UAGAUUUUCGAUUCAUUUCGCAUUUCAUUUCCUUGCAAUCACGUUCAAUAUGAUUGCUUGGUCGGUGUUAUUGUUACUAUGCCAACUCGUUGCCUUGGGAUCAGGGUAUGGUGAACAACCUCCACCUGCAACUCCAACUACGCCACCUCCACAAUAUCCUCCAGCGGCUCCACCACCACCUCCACAAUAUCCUCCAGCGGCUCCACCACCACCUCCACAAUAUCCUCCAGCAUCUCCACCACCUCCUCCAACGACUCCACCACCUCCACCACCUCCUUCAGCGACUCCACCACCUCCUCCAGCGACUCCACCACCUCCACCACCUCCUCCAGCGACUCCACCACCCGCUACACCGACUACUCCAACGACUCCGCCAUGUCCUCCAGGAUCAACUACACCAACACCUCCGACACCAACAACUCCUCCACCAGGGGGAAAACCUCCUUCCUCACCAACACCGCCACCUGCUCCAUAUCCAACUCCUCCAACUGGUUCAGGCUCGACUGAAAUUAUCAUUCCAGAAAUCUCUAUUGUUGUGAAACAAAGUAUGACCAUCUACUACGAAGCUAUGGAAGAACAUUCCCAGAUAUUCUUCAACAAAACGCUGAACGAUAAAUUCAGUACAUUUUAUCCUUACAUUGAUUUCAGUUUUGUACCAUGUCAGCAAGCUCAGAUAAUAAAUGGAGACCUAUUCUGCUACAGUCCAAUUGACCCAACAUGCACAUUGAAUAAAGUACAUUCUUGUGCUAUCGCUCAAACCAAUGACAGACUUGCACUUGCGAAAUUUUUAACCUGUACUAUGACUGGAACUGCAGCUCUACCCGAUUAUAACACGUGUGCGACUUCAAGCGGAAUAGACACCACUAAAUUACAAGCAUGUCUCACUUCUGAUCUCGCAAAACAACUUUGCAUCGCAUUUAAAUCUAGAAAGGCCCCCGAAUGUGGUUCAUUACCAGGUUUCAUAUUUAAAAAUCCGAAAGAUAUCAAGCCUACAGAUCCUUUCAAUCACUUCUUGAAUAAUGCUUGCUCGGCAGAUUUCGUUUCAACAACUUGUGCAGUACUUAAAUCGUCCAAAAAACCAGCACCCAUCGAAUGCAAUCAACAGAAACUAGCGGUUUCUUAUUCGUACAAAAUUAUGGAUGAAAACUCAUACAAAGUUCUACAAGAAUGGGCUAAACUUUAUGAUAAAUUUGGUAAAUUCUUCACUAUGGAUUUCCAGCCUUGUAUGUUCGCUGAGAUGAAUAAUGGCCAUUUGGAUUGCAAAGCUGAAGCUGAUAAAGAUUGUGUGACUGGAAAAAUGCAUUCUUGCGCUAUUUCACUAGUUCAAGAUGAAGUUGCACUUUUCAAAUUCAUAGCCUGUAGUGCUCAAGAUCAUACCAAAUUACCGGAUUUCCAAAAAUGCGCAACUGACAACAAAAUUGAUUUCAAUCUGAUAAAAGGAUGCGUUGAUUCGGGUAAAGGUGACCGCCUAUGCUACAGAUCUGGUAAAACAAGACCAAAUACCAAGGAAAUGCCUGUUGUUCGAUUUGAAAUGAAAUACAAUGAAGCAGUUAGUAAAGAAUCCUGGACAAAUCUACAAUUCGUUUUAUGCCAAGAAUUCAAGUACUAUAAUCUCACUUAUCCAGAUGAAUGUAAAGGAGAAGAGAAAUUAUCAAUAUUUUAUGACAGUUUGGAUCCAGAAUUCCAAUGCUUCCUAUCCACAAAAUUCAUGGAAAAUUACAGGAAAUUCGCUCCUUUUGUUACCUUCGAUUUUGUCCCUUGCAGAACUGCAAAAGAAGAAGGUGGCAACCUUUCUUGUCCCAAUAAGCUGGAUAACAAAUGUUUUGUUGAUAAAUUUGAGUCAUGCACAGUGAAGAAUUUCCCAGAUAAUGAUUUGUCAUUGAAAAUCUUAUUGUGCUUAUCACAAUUCGAUGGUGAUCUGUUCCCUGCUCAUGAAGCUUGCGUUGUUUCAGCACAACUCGACGGUGCCAAAUUGAAAGACUGCGCGAACGGAGAAGAUGGAAAGAAGCUUUGUAUUGAUAACGCGAAGAAAGCUCCUAAAAAUGAUCGCUCAAUGGCAUUCCAAUAUGGUGACAAAUGGGAUGAAAAGAUCGAUAAGGAUUUGGCAGGAGACUUCCCAAAAACGUUGUGCAAUUUGCUGAAAGACGCUAAAAAAGGAUACCCACUGGAUUGCUAUCCAGAAGACAAAUGAGAAAUACUGAAAUUUAUCAUAACAUUACUCCAGUUAAUUUUUAUUUGUAUGUACUAUGAAUGUUUUGUGACUUCAUUAAAUGACUACGAUAUUAGCAAUUAAUUUUGA
This is a messenger RNA of Planococcus citri (citrus mealybug), 2299 nucleotides long. RefSeq lists its product as uncharacterized. The record is from RefSeq and is a predicted model, not a curated record. NCBI's taxonomy places the organism in Eukaryota, Metazoa, Arthropoda, Insecta, Hemiptera, Pseudococcidae. Bases 50 to 2191 code for a protein of 713 amino acids. Gene Ontology annotation, molecular function: oxidoreductase activity, acting on a sulfur group of donors, disulfide as acceptor. The transcript is spliced from 13 exons.